Messenger RNA from Tachysurus fulvidraco (yellow catfish), 2888 nucleotides. RefSeq names its product centrosomal protein 83 (gene cep83). The transcript is spliced from 16 exons. Gene Ontology annotation, cellular component: centrosome. The record is from RefSeq and is a predicted model, not a curated record. Bases 348 to 2537 code for a protein of 729 amino acids. Lineage: Eukaryota; Metazoa; Chordata; Actinopteri; Siluriformes; Bagridae.
ACACAUACACACACACUCUCACGCUCUCUCUCUCUCUCUCACUCUCUCUCUCUCUCACACACACACACACACACACACACGAGCUUUUCUCAGUCAGCUUCAGUUGCCCAGACAACACACUGCUUUCCUCUGUGUACACUUGUGUAAUCACACACUUCGUAUCCACAACAGAGAAAUCACUUGAGUCUAAACUGUACAAGCUGCAAUCAUGUGAAGCUGCUGAUUCCAUGUCACUUCCCUGAUGAGCCUUUUGUAGUGUAGAGCACGUACUCAUCUGAACAAACCCUCAUCCUGAAGCCCUGAAGCCUACAGAUUUACUUCAGAGACAAGAGCUUGAACAUUAAAAGAUGGACGGUGGUGUUCCAAGUCAUUUCUCAGCCAUGUUUCCAAACUUGGAGGCUAGCGGAAGCGACAAAGCCCAGAAAUCAAACCCAGGAUCAUUAGGGCUUCACUGCUUGGACACGGAACUCCAGAAGAUGCUCAUCGAUGAACGGAUGCGCUGUGAGAAUCACAAAACCAACUACCAGACGCUGAAAGCUGAGCACACAAGACUGCAGGGUGAGUGUACGCGACUCCAGGGUGAGCUCAAAAGGAUGCUGAGUGAGAAGCAGGCUGGUCAGGAGAAAUUGCAGCUGUUGCUGGCAGACCUGAGAGGAGAAGUGUUGGAUAAAACCCGAGAGCUCGAGGAGCUCAGAUUACAGGUGAUGACGCCUCAGCGGUUGGAGUUAUUAAAAGCCCAGGUGCAGCAGGAGAUGGAAGUUCCUAUCAUGGAGCGCUUUAAUAGGCUAGAGAAAGAAGCUGAGAAAUACAGAUCAGAAUACCAUAAGCUGCGCUACGACUUCACCUUUCUCAAAUCAGAGUUUGAUCACCAGCGAGAGGAACACGAGCGCAUUUUGGAGGAGCAGCAAAUCCGUCACAGUACAGAUCUGGCUCUUCUGGAGAGGGAGAAGGAGACGCUGAGUGCGCAGCUGCAGAGCAGAGUGUGUGUGAGCGAUGGGAAGCGUGUGGAAGUGCUGUUGAGGGAAAAGGCACAGCUUCAUCAGCGGCUCUGUAGCCUUGAGGCCGAGGUGGCUGAGCUGCGUGCAGAGAGGGACAGCACAGGGGCACAGGCAGAAAACACGCACCGCAUCCAGCUCCGGCAGCUGGCUGAGUCACAGGCUGCACUCAAAACCCUGGAGUCUGAGAAGCAGUCGGUGUUCAUGCAGUUAGACCGCGUGGAGAAGGAGCUGCACUUAAGCCAAGAGCAGAACGCUGUGCUCACUGGCAAACUGCACAAGGCUGAGAGGGAAAUAAAAGCUCUGAACAGUCAGAUCGAAGAAAUGAAACAUGCCCAUAGGCUGGAACUGGCUAAUGUAAAGAUGGAGUUCUUGAAAGCCAGAGGCGAAGUGGAAAUGGAGCGAGACAAACUGCAAACUCAAGUAGAGAGUCUGCAGUCAGAUCUUGAAGUUUUGACUGCAGCGGAUGAGAGGAAUAAGAAGCUGCUGUUAGAAAAAGAGCAGGAAAUGAUGCUAAGAAUACAGGGAGCUAGAGAAGAAGAGCUGCAAAAAAUUGUUGUGCUUCAGGAAGAGAAGUUAGAAUUGGAGAAUCGUCUGUCGGAGCUGGAGCAGCUGAGGGCUUUACAGGAAACAACAGGAAACUCCAAAAAUGAGGAAUUUGAGGAUCGUCUUCGAGCUGCUUGGCUUGGGGAGGAGUCUGCGCGCAAAGAGCUGCAGAACAUCAAAGCUAAAAUGCAGCAGCAUGCACAGCAGCUAGAGGAGCUGGAGAGACAAAAGUUGGAGAACACAGAGUUGAGAAGACAUAAUGCAGAGCUAAAUGUGCAAAUCAGCACUCUGUCAUAUUCAGAGCAUGAACUGAUGGACACUAGCGGAAGGCUGAGGGAGAGUCUGGAACGGGUGAGAGAAGAGUUACGAAAUGCUCGGACUCAAAUGGAGAAAACACAACAGGAAGCUGAGAGCUGUCCUCUUAUCUGUUUCAGGCUGGAAGAGGAGAGACGUGUGGAAUGGUUGGAGGAGAAACAUAAACUUCAGCAAAGAGAAGCAGAACUGCAGGAGAAAUACAGCCAAGCCAAACAGCGCAUGCAAAAAGCUGCACUUGCACAAAAAAAGAGAAAGACCCUGACUGAGGCAAAGGAGAAGAAACUGCAGGAUAAAUUACAGCUGCUUGAAGCCAAGAUAGAAGAACUGGAAAUUGAAUGUUCUUUGUCCAAGAAAAAUCCCUCAUUUGCUGAGGAGCAUGCUCAACUUAUCAGACGUCUAACAGAGCUGCAGAGGAGACACAAGGAGUUUCGCCAGCUGCUCUUGGGAGACCACAUGCCCUCGAUAUCUCAUCCCCACUCAGUGCUCAAUGCAGGACCUGAAUGCAGCUUUAUAACCCAGCAGGAGGAGCAAUAUUUACGGCAGUUAUCAGGGUUGCAGAGAAGACUGGAGGAGCUGGAGAACAGUCAGCAGCAACAGCUGCAGGAACUGACUCCUCCUCUGGAUCGGGACAGAGAAAAAGAAAGACUUUUAACACCUCAGGACAGCCUGACUAACCUCUGACCCUAUGCUAUUUUGGGACUAGAGGUGAUCAUAUUGUGUCAAGAUUUGUAUUGUAUUAAUUUUUUAUUUUUUUAUUUUUUUUAUUUUUGGUGUUUAAUAAAUGGUUUUCAAAAUAUAGCUCAAGUCUUCCAUAUUCCUGAUCCUGGUCCAAACGAUACCUUGCUUUGUAAACUAAUUGUACUUAUCCAGAUCUUCAUGCAAGAUGAUGGACUAGUUUUGAGUAAAUUAAAAGGUUUUAUUCGUUUUUUUUUGCAGUUAGCUGAAACAAGCUCAAAAAUAUCUUGCCUACAUUAAAUCUACACCCAUGAUUGAUCUUAACAUAGUUGUAAAUAAAAUUUAAUCAAAAAUCAC